Molecule: messenger RNA, 351 nt
Organism: Parnassius apollo (apollo)
Lineage: Eukaryota; Metazoa; Arthropoda; Insecta; Lepidoptera; Papilionidae
Source: the annotation of a GenBank genome assembly
AUGUUUGCAUGUUUGGAAAAAUUUUCUGAAGAAAACAAUAUAAAGCUCGAAGAAGAAAUUAAAACCAAAAUCUUGAUGCAUCUUACAAACCUUAAGCAAGACUUGGAAAUAAGAUUCCAAGAUACGUCACACGGCGACCAAUGGAUAAUUAAUCCAUUCACUUGUGAUCUUAACACUGUGAAGAUGAACUUAAAAGAAAAGGAGCAGCUGAUCGAUUUAAUGUCCGAUGAAAGUCUUCGAUCUAUUUUCAAAACCACGGAUCUAUCCAAGUUCUGGAUAAGGACGGAAAAGGAAUAUCCACUGUUAUUCAAAACAUGUCUGCUGAAAUUGCUGCCAUUUGCAUCUACAUAA